Molecule: messenger RNA, 1608 nt
Organism: Triticum turgidum subsp. durum (durum wheat)
Lineage: Eukaryota; Viridiplantae; Streptophyta; Magnoliopsida; Poales; Poaceae
Source: the annotation of a GenBank genome assembly
AUGGGCGCCGUUGAAGAUUCAGCGACGGCGGCGGGGGCGGCAGCGGAGAUGGAGCUGGACUACUCGCAAGGCGGCGUGCUGCCCAGCUUUGACUUCGCGUUUGACUCGGUCAACUUCUCCGACCGGAAUCUGCGUAUAGAGAUCGUCGCCGGUGACCACGUGCUGGGUUCCGGUGGACACGUCGGCGGAGGAUCCACUACCGACCAGGCGCGCCGCGGCAAGGAGAAAGGUGGUGACUCUUCCUCGAUGAUGGUGGGUAGACCAGUUUUACGAGAAAAGACCAUUCAUAUCAAUUCAGCAAUUCUUGCUUCAAGAAGUCCUUUCUUUCUGAAGCUUUUCUCAAAUGGCAUGAAAGAAUCUGAUCAGAUGCACCCAACAAUUAAGUCCUUUCUUUCUAAAGGACUUCUUGCUUCAAGAAGUCCUUUCUUUCUAAAGCUUUUCUCAAAUGGCAUGAAAGAAUCUGAUCAGACGCACCCAAUAAUUAGGAUUGCUGAUUCAGAGGAAAAUGCCUUUAUGGAGCUUUUAAGAUAUAUGUACAGCGGAAAGUUGACACCAACGGAGCCCAGUCUAUUGCUCGACAUCUUGAUGGCUGCAGACAAAUUUGAGGUUCUCUCUUGCGUGGGGCAUUGCAGUCAGCUGCUCACAAGCUUGCCUAUGACCACAGAAUCUGCACUGCUUUACCUAGACCACCCUUGCUCGACUUCAUUAUCGGCUGAGGUCGAGGGUGUGAUCUGCGCAGCCAAGGAAUUCCUUGCCAACAAAUACAAUGAUUUUGCUAAGUUCCAGCAUGAACUGAUGAACUUCCCUCUUGCUGGGAUUGAAGCCAUCUUGUCAAGUACUGACCUACAAGUAAUACGGGAAGAUUGCAUAUAUGCCUUUAUGCUCACAUGGGCCCGUGAACGAUACCCAGAAUUGGAGGAAAGACGCGAGAUCUUGAGUUCUCGUUUACUGCCACUGGUACGCUUCAGUCAUAUGACAUGUACAAAACUUCAGGAGAUCCUAGCAUGCAGCGAUGAUGAUAUAGACCAUGAGAAAGUAACUAAACGUAUUGCUGAGGUACUUCUACAAAAAGCUUACCCAAAACAGAUGGAAGGUGCUCUUGCAGCAGACGCAACAACCUGUUGGCAAUUUACUGAGCGAGAGUACAAGUACAAACCUGUGAAAUUGGUUACUUUUGAUCGACCCUGCCCACAGGUUAUCGCUUACCUGGAUCUAACACGCGAGGACUGCUCCCGACUCUUCCCGUCUGGACAUGCAUGGUCACAUGACUUCCGGCUUGCAGGGUGGAAGGGGAGCAUUUAUCUCAGCCCAGUCUGUACAAUGAAUGAGCAGAGUAAGUUGUCCACCUUUGGUCUCCAGUUAAUUGGAUUCGGUUCCACAGAUUUGACAGUGGAUAUUGAGUUUGCUGCAAGGACAAGAUCGUCCGGAAAAUUUGUGAGCAAGUACAGUUGUAAGCACACCUUCACCAGUGCUUGGUUGAAAAAAUGUGAUGAUCUUUUUGGCGUUCCAUGGUCGGCGUUCAUUGCCGAUGACAACCUCUUCAUCGACGGUGUGCUGCAUCUGAGAGCUGAUUUGGCGGCGGUCCAGCAGACGGAGUUUCACGCUUGA